Molecule: messenger RNA, 630 nt
Organism: Cladocopium goreaui
Lineage: Eukaryota; Dinophyceae; Suessiales; Symbiodiniaceae
Source: the annotation of a GenBank genome assembly
AUGGCCUCCAAAUUUUGGGCUUUCGGACAAGCCCACAUAUAUGGCAAUCGCAGGAACCUACCACCGAGCUCUCUCCAACGGAUUGGGGUGUCGGUCCCACGGGUGGAUUCCCCACCAAGACUGACUGAACCAGAAUCGCACGUGCCUAUCGUGAGGAACUUGCCGCCAAGUUCUCCCCAACGCAUCGGGGUCGCAGCUGCUUCACCUGCAGGAGAUGUUCAGGUGCCACUUGUCAGGAACGUGCCAGCAAUCUCUCCUCAACGAAUGGACCCGGCCCCUGCAGCGGAACAAGAUGUUCAUGUGCCAGUGGUCAGGAACCUGCCGCCAAGCACUCCGCAACGUAUUGGGGUUGCUUCCAGUCCGUCGGGGGAACAUGAAGAUGAGAAACCAGCUGUCAGGAAGCUCCCGCCCAGCUUUCCUCAACGCAUUCAGUCAUCGCCGAUACCGGCAGAGUCACCCCCUGUCAGUACCCUGCCGCCGAGCUCUCCCCGGUCCCGGGCGGCAGAUGAUGAGGCGCCGAUCAGCAGGACCCUCGGCAUGGCACGUGGCACGUGGGGUGGUCCCGAAAAAUGGGAGCUCCCAACCAUGAACGAUAAAAGGGAAAAUGAUGAGCACGGGAUUUUAGGUUAG